AUGCACACUGCCAAACGUGUUCACAAAUGGGCGAGGUUGUUUAUUACAGAUCGGGAGGACCUCCCAAUGAAUCUGUAUGGGUCGUGGAAUGUGUCCUUGCUUGAUACAGGCGAGCUCGCAAAGGAACUUCACGCAAAUCUUCAAACAAUCGGCAAAUAUGUCAGUGCACAGGAUAUUGUCCGCUUUCUGGACAGAGAGGACAUCAAAUCACAGUAUGGACUCAAGAAAUCAAUCUCACUGGCAACCACCCGCAGGUGGAUGCAUAUGAUGGAUUUCCGCUGGACAAAAGCCCCAUUGGGUCAAUACACUGAUGGGCAUGGACGUGAAGAUGUCGUGACGUACCGGCAGACCUGCUUCUUGCCCACAAUUGCCGAACUGGAAUGGAACAUGAGGUCUUGGAAGGAUGAUAUUGAGGAGGCAAGGGAUUGGCGGGAUCCGGCAGCCAAGAGGGUCGUAGUAUGGUGGCACAAUGAGUCGACAUUCUACGCAAAUGACCGCCGUAAGGUUUAUUGGGUUCACCUUACCGAGAAGGCAGUUCCGUGCCAGAAAGGAGAAGGUGUAUCAAUCAUGGUUGCCGACUUCAUUUCUGUGGAUUACAGCUGGAUGACAUCCCCUGACAGCAAACAAUGCACACGCAUAUUAUUCAAAGCCAGCAAGAAUCACCAGGGAUAUUUUUCGAAUGAAGACAUUCUCAGCCACGCAUGUCAAGCAAUGGAUCUUCUUGAAAAUUGGUAUUCCACCGAAACCCAUGUCCUUGUCUUCGACAAUGCACCCACUCACCUCAAACGAGCAGACGACGCCCUUUCUGCCCGCAAGAUGUCAAAAUACCCGACAAAACGUGGAAGACCAUUUUUUGGUGUUCAGAGGAAUGUUGUUGACGAAAGCGGGCAACCGGUCUACAGAACAAACGGUAAGGUCAUGAAGGAGAUAGUACGAAUGGCAGAUGCUCGGCUUGCAGACGGCUCACCACAGUCACUGUACUUCCCGCCAGGAGAUCCACAGGAAGGUGCCUUUCGAGGGAUGGUAGACCUUCUUGAGGAGCGCGGGUACAAGGACAUUGAUGGGAUUUGUGCCAAAUGUCCAGGCUUCAAGUGCCCCAAAGACACCCCGCAUUGCUGCUUGCGCCGUAUGCUCUAUAAUGAGCCUGAUUUUGCAGAGGUUGAGUCCCUUCUCGAGGUAACUUGCAGGGCACGAGGAUUCCAGGUCAUAUUUCUCCCCAAGUUCCACUGCAAGCUUAAUUUUAUCGAGCAAUGCUGGGGUCACGCAAAACGCACCUACUGUCAAUUCCCGCCAUCAAAUUACGAGGCCGAUUUAGAGCACAAUGUCAUUGCUGCGCUCGACGCUGUCCCACUGUGCACAAUGCGCCAGUUUGCUACUCGAUCACUGCGCUUUAUGGAUGCUUACAGGAAAGGUCUUGACGGCAAGCAGGCAAUGUGGGCCAACAGGAGAUAUUGAGGACACUGGACUUUACCCAUGGGUAUCAUGGGAGAACUUGCAGCAGGCCUCUGAAGUGACUUCUUGACUAAUCCAUUCAGUCUUUUUAAACAGUCAUAUAGCAUUUUUUUUUACAGUUCAUCGUACCCUAAUGAUAUUUUUCUUCGUAGAUUGUACCUACUCCCAUGCUUAAUGUACUUAGCGCAUACUUAUCCUCCCGGAUCACCUGACCAUCACGCAAAUGUCACAGCGCCACAUAGUGGUUGCGUUUGCAUGAGU
Messenger RNA from Serpula lacrymans var. lacrymans S7.9, 1713 nucleotides. RefSeq lists its product as uncharacterized. The coding region runs from base 1 to 1455 and encodes 484 amino acids. NCBI's taxonomy places the organism in Eukaryota, Fungi, Basidiomycota, Agaricomycetes, Boletales, Serpulaceae. The transcript is spliced from 2 exons. Gene Ontology annotation, molecular function: nucleic acid binding. The record is from RefSeq and is a predicted model, not a curated record.